AUGCCUCGUGUCAAGUACGUCCUGCUCGACUGCGACAACACGCUUUGUCUGUCGGAGCGUUUGGCCUUUGAGGCUUGCACCGACUUGACCAACGAGGUCUUAGAGAAGUGGGGCAGACCUGAGCGCUACACUGUCGAACAGCUGCUAGAGGACUUCGUCGGCCACAAUUUCCGUGGUAUGCUCAAUGGCUUGCAGAAGAAGCAUGGCUUCACUAUGACACCCGAGGAGGUAGAUGCAUAUGUCGACCGCGAGCUUGGUGCCGUGACUGCAAAGCUGAGCGAGAAGUGCCAGCCCUGCCCCGGCGCACCUGAGCAGCUUGAGGCGCUCAAGCAAGCAGGGUACCCCAUGUCUGUUGUCAGCACUUCAGCCAAGCCCCGUGUCGUUGCUAGUCUGAAGAAGGUCGGUAUUGACCACUACUUCACUGACGAGCACGUCUACAGCGCUGCUACUAGCCUGAACCCUCCUUCUAGCAAGCCUGACCCUGCUAUCUACAACUACGCCUGCAAGCAGCUAGGUGUCAAGAAUGAGGAGUGCGUUACUGUCGAGGACAGCAAGAGCGGCGCUACCGCUGCCAUGCGUGCGGGUAUCCCUCUGAUUGGCUACGUCGGUGUCUACGGUAUCGAAGAGGGUAAGGAGAAGAUGGAGGAGAUGGCCAAGCUCUUGACCGAGCAGUGCAAAGCCAAUGUCAUCAUGUACGACUGGAAAGAGUUCCCGGAGUGCCUGAAGAAGAUUGAGGAGUCACUAUAA
Messenger RNA from Daldinia childiae, 747 nucleotides. RefSeq names its product 6-phosphogluconate phosphatase. The record is from RefSeq and is a predicted model, not a curated record. The coding region runs from base 1 to 747 and encodes 248 amino acids. NCBI's taxonomy places the organism in Eukaryota, Fungi, Ascomycota, Sordariomycetes, Xylariales, Hypoxylaceae. The transcript has 2 exons.